Messenger RNA from Effrenium voratum, 4682 nucleotides. Lineage: Eukaryota; Dinophyceae; Suessiales; Symbiodiniaceae. The record is from the annotation of a GenBank genome assembly.
GGUCAGUCUCUGCUUAGGUUUCCUUUCGACCGCAGCCAUGGCGUCAAAGCCCAAAGGGGCGGGUCCCAAGUCGAAGGCUGGUCGACAAUUGGACCAUAAUUGGGACUGCUUGUCCCGUGAUGACAUCUACCGACAACGGGUACUUGGCACUGAGUCUGGAACAACCCAGUUCAUCAAAAUGGAUGACAAGAAACAGCUCAGCGUUUUGUCCAUGAUCGUCUACAUCAUUCUGAUCAUCGCAGCCAUGAAUUUUGUUUGGAAGGAAGGGGUGAUCGAGAGCAAGUUCGUGGUGACGCAGGCGGUGGAGCAGUGGAUCUCGAGUCGAUCCUACGAGCUCAGCCUAGGGCCGAAGUAUUUCAGCGACAUCGACAGCCUGGAGGACGCUGAGGACUGGCUGCUCUACGCGUUGCCGGUCAUCAUCGCUUCCCCGGAUCAGCAGCAGAACUUCCCGCUCUACGGGGUGCGGUUUUCUCUUCGGAAGGUGCUGGAGGUGAACAACACCGAGCCGCGCUUCCAGAACUUGGCCAAGGUCACCUGGAAGGACAAGGUGGGCAUCGAAGCCUCGAGACGAGUCUCCGGCUCAAGUGGAGGCUACGAGAACGACGACUUCGCGAGCUUCGGGGCCUUCAGGGAGUUUGGCUUCAACAGCCCCAACGCCGGAUACUACCUGAGCGGCCAAGCCAGUGAGGAAGAGGUAAAGAACUUCUCCCUGGGCCUGCAGUGGUGCUCGGAGCCUUACUCCACCUGCUCCGGGCAGCUGAUAGGCACAAUGGCCUUGAGCGCCACCAAUGCCUCGGACGCCGUGGACAGCUGCAACUUUCAGUGCCAGCAGAUGGAGCGGGAUGGGCUUUUGUGCUACUGCUGGACUCUGACCUCUACGGAGUGCCAGUUCUACCACGUGCCCCAGGAAUUGCUGGUGAGCACGCCCCCGACGGCAGCCUGCUGGAACCACAGCGAUGUGGUGAACGUCUACCCAAGCCUCAACACCAAGACCAACGGAAGGACAGCCUACUUUCCGCUGAUGAAGCGCUUCGUUCACACCAGCCAGCAGCCGAAAGCUCAGUCCACCUACUUUGCGGAUGCCUAUGGCGGAAGCCAAGGCUUUCUCAGCGGGCUCCACUACUGGACGCAGGACGAGAUGGACACGUUCACGGCGAGGAAGCGCAACCUGUCAGGUGUGGCCACAAACAGGCCGGUCUCGUCCUCCCAGGGGCUCUUGUUCGCCCAGCUUAACGACUGGAUGAAGGGAGGCUUCCUGGGGCCCACGGCAGGAUAUCUGGUGGUGGACUGGCUGAAUUGGAACCCCAACCACGAGAUCGUGAGCUGGGUGGUGCUCAAGUUCCAGGUGGAGGCCUCUGGCCUGGUGGGAUGCACGCGCAGCAUCAACCACCUGGUGAUCCCGGAGUCUGACGUGGAGGUGGUGCGCAGGGAUCCGGGGAACAUGCUGUGGCCUGGGUUUAACGUGUGGCAUGCCGUCUACAUCCUGCUGGUGGGCUACUUGGUGUGCAAGGAGCUGUACGACUUGGCGCUGACGGGGACCAAGUACUUCUCCUCCGGUUGGCAGCUCAUCACCGGCACCGGCCUCCUGCUACACCUCGCGGUCAUCGGCCUGAGGUACUACCACCACAGCGUGUCAAAGUUCACCGAGAGCCUCGCGACCUCGGGCGCGGACAGCUUCACUCCAGACAUCGCCGUCUUCGAGCAGGAGGCGGUGGCCUGGAGCGAUUUCAUCUUGGCCUCGUGCUUCAUGAUGGUCUUUCUCUUCGGCUCCUUUGUGCAAUACCUCAGCGAUCAGAUCCCCCGCAUCGCGGUGUUGGUGGAUACCGUCAGCAGGUCCAUCACGCCGGUCUUCUUUCUGGUGAUCAUCCUCUGCGACGUCUUCCUUGGCUUUGUGAUCUGGUGCAAUCUGCUUUUUGGCAAGACCGUGCGGGAUUUCACCACCAUCCCAAACAGCGCCAUCUCCCUCACGGAGAUGAUCUUUGGGCGGUUGGAUGUGGUGGAGGAGUUGAGGCAAGCCUUCCCGCUCACCGGCUUCCUUUUCUACCUCUCCUUCAUGGUCUUGUUCUUCUUCAUCCUGCAGUACCUCAGCCGCGCCAUCGUCUUGACCUCCUUCGAUGAUGCCAGCAGGAGCUUCGAGGACAAGAAGAAAAAGCGGCAGGCGGCAAAGCAGGGCUCUGUGGACCAGCUCACGAAGCUGUGGAAGCGCCAGGUGGCCUGGGCGAAGCAAGUCUUUGGGCUCAGCAGCCACCACCAGAAGCACCUGAACUUUGAGAACCUCCACGCGAAUUACCAGACCCAGAAGUGGGGCCUCAUCCCUUUCACGCUCUUCUGCGCGAUCUACGUGACCUUUGUGUCCAUGGUUCUCUGGGUCCCGGAGUCCCACGCGGUGGUGGCCUCGCUGAGCCACGCGCUGCGGUUCCCCACCUUCGGCAAGCCCAACGCCCUCUCCCUGGAUCUCGACCAUGACAUGUCCUUCGACCGCAUCGAGACGCGAGAGGAUGUGCUGAUUUGGCUGGCGGGUGCCUUUCCCUCGGCCCUCUACUCCUCCACGGAAGGCGGGAACGAGUUGUUGAACUACGCGGCCUCGCCCAGCUAUAACCAGGUAGUGAUCAAUGAUUGGAACAUCCUGCUGGGCCAGUCCCCAGUACGCCUGUCCCUGCAGUAUGACAAGAUGGUUCAGGUGUCCAAUGGGAGCGUCACCACCCGCUUCCCGGUGCCCCAGCUGAUCCGCAGCAAUGCGCCUGCCACCAGCAGCGCCGAGGUUGUGGACGACCGCGCGCGUGCGGUCCUGGAGAAGUACUGCGGGGGCUACAAGGAGGACGUUGGCUUCAGCUGCAUGCUUUCGGUGGAUAAGGAGGUCACCAUACCUACGCUGAAGCACAUGCGGCUGGAUCCCAUCGCCACCAACCAAACCCGGAAGCUCACGGCGGACUUCGUGGCCUACAACGGGAACAUCGACUCCUUCUUCCAUGUGGGCGUUGUCUUCGACUUCUCACCCAGUGGCUUCAUCGACAAGACCAUCAACAUCGGCGCCCUGAAGCUCCCUGACGUCUCCACGAUCUGGUUCCUGCCAAGGCUUUUCAUGGAGAUCGCCAUCAUUGCCUUCACCGUGGUUCGGCUGGUGCUUUGCCUCCGCGCCUUCUACAGGGUGGCGCUCGCAGCGGUGCGCAAGAGCGACGCCAAGAACAUCAGGGAGCGUCUCUUCGUGGUGUGCCAGGUCAUCGUCUACUACGUGCUGGGGAAUCCCUUCAUCCUUUUCGACUUCCUGAGCGCCAUUUCGACCGUGGUGACCAUGGUGAUGUGGUACAUGCUUGUCCUGAAGCCCCUUACUCAGAACUUCUACUUCGCGGAGACACCGAUUUGGACCGCCUCCCAGUGUUCGCUCACGGGACUUUGCAGUGACGAGGAGGCCAUCUCCAUCUUCGCAGCGACGAGUCAGCAGAUGAGGUUCUUUACGCAGGUCUGUGCAGCAAAUACCAUCUUCCUCUUUCUCUGCUACCAGAAGUACCUCUCAGCCUUCCCGCACGGCAGGCUGAUCGCCAAGACCAUGCUGCGGGGCAUUGCGGACAUCGCUUGCUUCCUGGUUGUCAUGGUGGUGCUGCUCAUGGGCUAUGUUGCCAUGGGGCACACCAUCUUCGGCACCAUCAUGGAGGACUUCUCGACCCUGAGCUAUUCGGUGAUCACCUGCUUCCAGAUGUUCCUGGGCACCUUCCGCAGCUUCGAGGCGAUGCGCCAGGCGAACUCCUUGGCGUAUUACUUCUACUGGUACUCCUACAUGGUCCUCUUUAGGUACGUCUUGGUGAACAUGUUCUUCGCUAUCAUCGCUAAGCACUUUCAGGAAGAGGACAAGGAGAUGGAGGAGAGAAUGCUGGAGGAGUGGAUUGGUGGGUGUGCAGAGGGUUGCCGGACCCGCGAGCUUUGGGCGCGCUCUGAACGCCGGACCGAGACAUCCAGGCUGAGUUUCCGAUCAAGCGUCGUGAGCGCAGCAAGGUCCAGCAUCAGUAGCUUCAUGAAGCGGGACCAUCCGGCCGCCAUGGUAGAGGUGGACUUUGAAGCGGAUGUGGUGCCAGACCCAACGGAAGGAGAUGAUGCGUCCAUGACCUCGCCCAUCACCGCCAGCCGGGGCGGAGGUGACACCCCCAUGGGUUCGGUGGCAGAGAGGCUGGACGAGGGCGUGUCUCAGGAGAUUUCCGAGCCUAACUGGAAGCUGUUGCCAGAGGACACCAGGAAGUGGGCGCUGGAGAGGGCGGAGGACAUCUUUAGCUUCAUCCAGGAGAAGAGCACUCAGCGCGAGGAGCUCGAGAGAAAGCGCAAGGAAACCUACGACAUUGACCGCAUCCUGGAAGAGACCGAGGGCAAGAUCCAGGAGAUGGCGCUAAUGCGAGCCAGGGAGGCGGAGAAGGUGAAGUUCGACUUUGGGCGCCGCGAGCUGCGGUCCUUGAAAGGCAUCCACCAAGACCAGGAGAGCCUGGCCUGGUACAUCAUGAAGCGGGAGGUGGAGCUCAAGAAGCUGGAGGAAGCCAAGUUGGUGAAGCAAGACCGCUACGAGAAGAUGGUGAAUGCCACUCAGUCCCUCAUUGCCACCCAGGAGCAGGACGAGGAGACUUGACUUUCGGCUCAUUCUACGCUUUCGAGCGUGCGCUUGCAGACCGCCAGGGUAGCCUCUCGUCUGGGGGGCCCGA